Bombus pascuorum is the source of this 3160-nucleotide messenger RNA. RefSeq names its product ribosome quality control complex subunit NEMF homolog (gene Clbn). The record is from RefSeq and is a predicted model, not a curated record. Lineage: Eukaryota; Metazoa; Arthropoda; Insecta; Hymenoptera; Apidae. Gene Ontology annotation, cellular component: RQC complex. The transcript has 10 exons. Gene Ontology annotation, biological process: rescue of stalled cytosolic ribosome; ribosome-associated ubiquitin-dependent protein catabolic process. The coding region runs from base 94 to 3039 and encodes 981 amino acids. Gene Ontology annotation, molecular function: tRNA binding; ribosomal large subunit binding.
AUGCGUGAUAUGUAUGAAACGUGAGAGCUAAGUGUCAGAUGAAAAUAAGUCGUGUCAGUAAUUUAAUUAAAAAGGAAUAAUAUACGUAUAAAAAUGAAAACGAGAUUUAAUUCCUAUGACAUUACUUCUACGAUAUGCGAGCUGCAAAAGUUUAUUGGUAUGCGCGUAUAUCAAAUCUACGAUAUUGAUCAUCGAACAUAUCUCAUACGUCUUCAACGAAGUGAAGAAAAAUGUGUCCUUUUAUUAGAAUCUGGUAUUAGAAUUCAUACAACGGCAUUUGAAUGGCCUAAAAAUGUAGUGCCAUCAGGAUUUUCGAUGAAGAUGCGUAAACACCUUAAAAAUAAACGACUUGAAAGUCUCACUCAAAUAGGAGUAGAUCGAAUAAUUGAUUUGCAAUUUGGAAGUGGUGAAGUAGCAUAUCAUGUAAUUUUAGAGUUAUAUGAUCGUGGGAACAUAGUGUUGACAGAUCACGAAAUGAUUAUUGUAAAUAUUUUGAGGCCUCAUAUAGAAGGAGAUAAGAUCAGAUUUGCUGUUAAAGAAAAAUAUCCUAUGGAUUGUGCUCAUCAAAAUACAAUGCCACCAAUAGAAAAUAUACAACAACACCUACAGAAUGCUAAAACUGGAGAAAGCUUGAAAAAAUUACUAAAUCCUCUUCUAGAAUUUGGUUCUAGUGUAAUUGAUCAUGUUUUAUUAAAACAUGGAUUUACACUGGGUUGUAAAAUUGGCAAAGAUUUUAAUGUUGCAGAACAUAUGCCAAAAUUAAUUCUGGCAUUAGAAUAUGCAAAUGAAAUGAUGAGUUUUGCUAGAAAAAAUGUUUCAAAAGGUUACAUUAUUCAAAAAAAGGAAUUAAAACCAACUACAGAUGGCGAAGAAGACUUCAUAUACACUAAUAUUGAAUUUCAUCCAUUUUUAUUCCAACAAUAUAUAGAUUAUCCAUACAAGGAAUUUGAUUCUUUUGAUGUUGCAGUAGAUGAAUAUUUUUCCACAAUGGAAGGUCAAAAGUUGGACUUGAAAGCUUUGCAACAAGAACGAGAUGCCCUUAAAAAGUUAGAAAAUGUAAAAAAGGAUCUUGGUCAAAGAUUAAUAAGUUUAGAGAAAACUCAAGAAUUAGAUAAACAAAAAGCAGAACUAAUUUCUAGAAAUCAAGCUUUGGUGGACAAUGCUAUAUUAGCCAUACAAAGUGCCCUUGCCAAUCAAAUGGCUUGGCCUGAUAUAAAAGUGCUGUUAAAAGAAGCAGAGAGCAGAGGAGAUCCUGUUGCAUCUGCAAUUAAACAAUUAAAAUUAGAAACAAAUCAUAUUUCUUUACUAUUACAUGAUCCUUAUGAAGAUAGUGAUGAGGAAUCAGAAUUAAAACCUAUGUUAAUAGACAUUGAUUUAGCAGAUACAGCUUUUGGAAAUGCUACAAAGUAUUACAAUCAGAAGAGAUCGGCAGCUAAAAAGCAACAAAAAACAAUAGAAUCGCAAGAUAAGGCCCUAAAAUCGGCAGAAAAGAAGACAAAACAAACGCUAAAAGAAGUCCAAACUAUUCACAGUAUUAAUAAACUAAGGAAAAUAUAUUGGUUUGAAAAAUUUUAUUGGUUUAUUAGUUCUGAGAAUUAUCUUGUUAUUGGUGGAAGGGAUCAACAGCAAAAUGAAUUGAUAGUAAAGAGAUACCUUAAGUCUGGAGAUAUAUAUGUUCACGCGGAUUUAACUGGUGCUAGUUCUGUAGUUAUUAAAAAUUCUGGUAGUGACUCAGUGCCUCCAAAAACUUUAGCUGAAGCGGGCACAAUGGCUGUUGCUUACAGUAUUGCAUGGGAUGCUAAAAUAGUAGCAGGGGCAUGGUGGGUCUAUAAUGAUCAAGUAUCUAAAACGGCUCCAACUGGUGAAUAUCUUACUACCGGAUCCUUCAUGAUUCGUGGAAAAAAGAAUUACCUACCACCUUGUCAAUUAGUGAUGGGAUUGGGAUUCUUAUUUCGUUUAGAAGAUAGUUCAAUUGAAAGACAUAAAGAUGAAAGGAGAGUCAGAGUUAUUGAUGAUGAAGGUGAACACACAGAUUCUCUUAUUGAAGAAGAUAGAGAAAUCGAAUUAAUAGGGGAUUCCGAAGAAGAUGAGCAGCCUGAAAAUAAGAAUAAUUUAAAUUCUAUUCAAGAGAAAUCUAAAGUAGAUAUAAUUAUGGAAGAAAAUAAUGUUAAUCAAGAUGUUAGUGAUGAAGAAAAUAAUGUUAAUCAAGAUGUUAGUGAUGAAGAAAAUAAUCUAACUCAAUUUCCCGACACACAAAUUAGAAUUGACGUUUCUGGUUCAAAGGUGAAAUUACAUGUUGAUAAUAAUCAGUCAACAGUGAUGCCACAAAAGGAUUUAGAUGUAAUUUAUUUAGGCGAUGAUAAGCCCGUAAUAAUAAAUGUGAAUACGCAAAAGAGUUCUGGAAUAAAACAGAAGCUUCCUCUUAAAAAAGACAAUAAAGAAAGGAUUGAGAUAGAACCUAAAAAAAACGAUCAGGCUGUGUUAAAACGAGGACAAAAAGGAAGAUUAAAAAAAAUGAAAGAAAAAUAUAAAGAUCAAGAUGAAGAAGAUAGAAGAUUAUUUAUGCAAGUUCUUCAAUCAGCAGGUGCUGCAAAAGAAAAUAAAAGAAAAAAUAAAAAUAAAGAUCCAUCUGGGCCAAAGCAACAAACAAAGAAGAAGGGUAUGGCGAAACCAGUUGCACCACAAAAUAUUCAAAUUGUAGAAAACAUUGAAGAAGAAGAUCCAGGUCCGGGACCCGAAGUAGAUAUGUUAGAUCAGUUAACAGGAAAACCUGUUUCAGAAGAUGAAUUAUUAUUUGCUGUGCCGGUGGUAGCACCCUAUAACACUGUAUUAAAUUAUAAAUUUAAGGUAAAGCUAACGCCAGGUGCAGGUAGGAGAGGAAAAGCAGUUAAGACUGCUAUAACAGUUUUUAUGAAAGAUAAAGAAAUUACUUCAAGAGAAAAAGACUUAUUAAAAGCUGUAAGAGAGGAUACAAUAGCUAGAAAUAUUCCCGGAAAAGUCAAGAUAAGUGCACCACAGAUACAGAAGCUUAAAAAAUAAGUGUCCAAGUACAAUUAAGUAAAGUAAACAUCGUUAAUAAACAAACGUAUAUUUGUAUAUGUAUAUGUAGAGUGAUUUACUUGUACAGAAGUUAUAUAACGAUAAAUCUUUUUAAAUAAUA